AUGCAGCAGGAUGGGAUCAGCAGCGUGAAUCAGCUCGGGGGGCUCUUUGUGAAUGGCCGGCCUCUGCCUCUGGACACCAGGCAGCAGAUUGUGCACCUAGCCAUCAGUGGGAUGAGGCCAUGCGACAUCUCACGGAGCCUUAAGGUGUCUAACGGUUGCGUGAGCAAGAUCCUUGGGCGUUACUACCGCACAGGUGUCUUGGAACCCAAGGGUAUUGGGGGAAGCAAGCCGCGUCUUGCUACACCUCCUGUGGUGGCUCGAAUCGCCCAGCUGAAGGACGAAUGUCCAGCUCUCUUCGCCUGGGAGAUCCAAAGCCAGCUUUGCGCCGAAGGGCUGUGCACCCAGGACAAGGCUCCCAGCGUGUCUUCUAUCAAUCGAGUCCUGAGGGCUUUACAGGAAGACCAGAGAUUACACUGGACUCAGCUCAGGUCGCCAGCUGUUUUGGCUCCAGCUCUUCCCAUUCCCUGUAGCGGUUCUGAAGCUCCCCGGGGCCCCCACCCAAGGACCAGCCACCGGAAUCGGACUAUCUUCUCCCCAGUCCAAGCUGAGGCACUGGAGCAAGAAUUCCAGCGUGGGCAGUAUCCUGAUUCAGUGGCCCGUGGGAAGUUGGCUGCUGCCACCUCUCUGCCUGAGGACACAGUGAGGGUCUGGUUUUCCAACAGAAGGGCCAAAUGGCGCAGGCAAGAGAAGCUGAAAUGGGAAACACCGGCACAAGGCGCCUCUCAGGAUCUGACAAUAUCAAGAGUUUCCCCAGGGAUCGUCUCUGCCCAGCAAUCCACUGGCAGUGUACCCACAGCCCUGCCCGCACUGGAACCACUGGGUCCUUCCUGCUACCAACUGUGCUGGGGGCCAGCCCCUGACAGGUGUUCUGGUGACACCCCACCCCAAACCUGUCUCCGGCCCUGCUGGGAUUGCCACUCGGUCUUCCUUCCUGGGGCCUCUUCCCCCUGCUUAGACCUUGCCUGGCCCUGCUGUGCUGGCCCUCCUGUGCAUCAUCUGAUUGGAGGACCGGGAGAAGGAGCGCCCACCCACUGCUCACACUGGCCAUAA
Jaculus jaculus (lesser Egyptian jerboa) is the source of this 1050-nucleotide messenger RNA. It is a transcript of the gene Pax4, whose product is annotated as paired box 4. The record is from RefSeq and is a predicted model, not a curated record. Gene Ontology annotation, molecular function: RNA polymerase II cis-regulatory region sequence-specific DNA binding; DNA-binding transcription factor activity, RNA polymerase II-specific. The coding region runs from base 1 to 1050 and encodes 349 amino acids. Gene Ontology annotation, biological process: regulation of transcription by RNA polymerase II; anatomical structure development. The transcript has 10 exons. NCBI's taxonomy places the organism in Eukaryota, Metazoa, Chordata, Mammalia, Rodentia, Dipodidae.